ACUCGAGUGCCCGGAACCGUGGAGACAGCGGCUUCUCCUUGGUGCCGAGGGCUUCAGGCGCUAGGGAGGCACGUCCGAGCGUGACCGGGCCAGAGCCCGGCGUGGAUUUUUCCACCAAAGCACACCAGGGGCACUGCCAUCUCCUUUGCAAUGUGGUUUGUCGUGGGUGAAAGUGUCAUUGAGGCGGAAUGCCAUCAGGGCCACAGCAGUGGGAGACCCCCACUGGGCGCCCAGUGACUCACUGGUCUAGGCAGCUUUUAGGAGUUGCUGAAGUCUUUUAACCCACAUAGUGUACUUGGAUUUUUAUUGGUUGUUUCUGAGGAUGGAACCCGGGGCCUUCCGAGUGCUAGAUAAUAAGCAUGCUACCAACCCGUCAGCUCCCUCCAAAGCACAGGUUCCUGCUAGGCCCAGGAGCCUAGCUCCCCAUUGCCGCCAUGGUCAACAUCAAUGAGCUGCCGGAGAACAUUCUACUGGAGCUGUUCACCCACAUCCCCAGCCGCCAGCUGCUGUGUAACUGCCGUCGGGUCUGCAGCCUCUGGCGAGACCUCAUCGAUGUGGUGACACUCUGGAAGCGCAAGAGCCUGCAAGAGGGCUUCAUCACCAAAGACUGGGACCAGCCUGUGGAAGACUGGAAGAUCUUCUAUUUCCUGUGCAGCCUGCAAAGGAACCUCCUUCGGAACCCAUGUGCUGAAGAGGACAUGAGAUCAUGGCGGAUAGACUCCAAUGAGGGUGAUGAGUGGAAGGUGGAGAGCCUCCCUGGGGAACAUGGCAGAAACUUUCCUGACCCCAAGGUCAAGAAGUAUUUUGUCACCUCUUACGGCAUGUGCCUCAAGUCCCAGAUGGUGGACCUCAAAGCUGAGGGCUACUGGGAGGAGCUGAUGGACACCUUCCGGCCCGACAUUGUGGUUAAGGACUGGUUCGCCCCCAGAGCAGACUGUGGCUGUACCUAUCACCUCCGGGUACAUCUGACCUCAGCUGACAACAUUGUCUUGGCGUCCUUUGAGCCCCCACCUGUGACCAUCGAACAGUGGAAUGAUGCCACGUGGAGGGAGGUCUCUCACACCUUCUCUGACUACCCUCCUGGCGUCCGACACAUCCUUUUUCAACAUGGGGGCCAGGACACCCAGUUCUGGAAAGGCUGGUAUGGCCCCCGUGUCACCAACAGCAGCAUCAUUAUCAGUCACAGGACAGCCAAGAACCCCGCCCCUGCCAGAGCACUGCCGGAAAACACCCUAGUAAUAGGAGGAAGACACCCCCCAACUUUGGCUCCAGAAACCCUAAUGGUAGACUUUCUCUGAGAGCCAUCCAUCUGUCCCCCUCUGCUGGGGUGUGCUUUGCAAAGCAAAGUCUGGCAAGAGUUUAGUGGGCAGUCAGGUCCCCAGUCCCAUGAGCCCCUGCCCGACGACCGCCAGCAAACCCAUCAACUCAGUGGUGAUUUACAGUCACAGAGCUUUGACAUUCUGUUGUAAUAAAUGUUUUCAGUAAGUCCA
Messenger RNA from Onychomys torridus (southern grasshopper mouse), 1490 nucleotides. RefSeq names its product F-box protein 6 (gene Fbxo6). Lineage: Eukaryota; Metazoa; Chordata; Mammalia; Rodentia; Cricetidae. Gene Ontology annotation, molecular function: ubiquitin protein ligase activity; protein binding. Gene Ontology annotation, biological process: SCF-dependent proteasomal ubiquitin-dependent protein catabolic process; glycoprotein catabolic process. The transcript has 6 exons. Bases 435 to 1298 code for a protein of 287 amino acids. Gene Ontology annotation, cellular component: SCF ubiquitin ligase complex; endoplasmic reticulum quality control compartment; cytoplasm. The record is from RefSeq and is a predicted model, not a curated record.